This is a messenger RNA of Drosophila serrata, 563 nucleotides long. RefSeq names its product microfibril-associated glycoprotein 4-like. NCBI's taxonomy places the organism in Eukaryota, Metazoa, Arthropoda, Insecta, Diptera, Drosophilidae. The record is from RefSeq and is a predicted model, not a curated record.
AUGAAGAGGGCUUUGGCAGAGUGGAUAAGGAAUAUUUCGGGAUUGGCAAAGCUGCAUGCAUUGACCUCUUCGGUACGCCAGGAACUUCUGGUCAUCGUUAAAGAUGAUGCUGGAGAGGCGUUUACGCUAUGUACGACAAUGUCAGGAUCGGCGGAGAGUCCAACAAUUACACCUUGGAAUCGCUGGGAUUUUAUUCUGGCACCGCCGGUGACGCUCUCAAAUAUCACGAGGGAAUGCAAUUUUUCCACCAAAGAUCGCGACAAUGACAUUCACGAAACCCGUCACUGUGCCGUAGAAUAUACGGGUGCCUGGUGGUACCGUUCUUGCUAUGAUAGCAAUUUGGCUGGUCUCUAUAGUAAAUCGAGUUAUGGUGGCACCAUACGCUGGUAUACCUCUUCACAUAUUGAAGCGCUAAAAAAUGCAAUAAUGAUGAUAGGCCAAGAGCCGGAGAACCUCAAGGGGUAACAACUGGAACUCAUCCUAUAUGACUCGAUAUUAUUCGGAGAAGUUCUACACUAUUGCCAUCGGAAUAUAUAUACUCAAAUGAUUAUCCAUAUAUGUUU